AUUUACAUAAACGCAUGUGUGCAAUUAGUGUUCUUGAUAUUGUAGCAUAAAAAUUUUAAAUCUAAUGGAAAUUAUGAGUCAUAAUACUUAUUUGUUAUUAAACUUAUAAACUCGUUAUUAUAUUAGCGUGCGUUUUUUGCUAAAGUGAUUCAGCUAUUGAUGAAAUAUCAUAAAUUUAUGCAGAAAACAACUUGAACACCUCUGGCAAAACAUUAAUGCUACUCACUAGUCUCUUUAUGUGAUGUCUAUUCCAGAAGAGGUUAUUAAAUACAAAUACAUACAUCAUUAAUCACAUUACGUAUCAUAAGUAACUUGCAUAACCACUAACUGUGUGACAUUUCUACAAGUUUGAGUCAAGAUGCAUCAUGGAAAGAAGUCUCCCAGUAUGGGAACGCCGUCUGUGUAUUCCCAUGUAACCACCACUCGCAGCAGUGCAAAUCUCAGAUCGUCAAGGUCUGCUCGCAGUGUCAAAAUUCCUUGGUAUCAAAAGCCAUUAGUGACACACCCUGUUUUCCUCGAUAUUCAAAGAAGCGCUAUGUUUACCGCCAUAUUCUCAUUGUGUCUAGCCUUCUUCACAAUAUGUACAGCUAUCUUUGACAUCUACUGUCUCUCACAAGCUGCACCUGGCUCCAUACAUUAUGGAUAUUAUAUCAUAUCGUAUGAAUUUGUUUAUGUAGGCAAUCAACAUGUUCGAAAUGCUCUGAUCGUGUUUGCACUGUUCUCUAUGUUGGGUGGAAUAGUCAUCUUUGCGACUUCUUUAAUGUUGAUUACAGCUCUGCGGAAAGAAUACGAAAAGAAAAUGUUGCCAUGGCUGUACAGUUUUGCUAUUUUUAUUCUUUUCCGAUUAUUUGCUUUUAUAUUCUUUAGCAUUGUAAACGAUAUGAUAUUUGCCUAUAAUAUCAUGAUGUGUCUUCUAUGGAUAGUAUUUAUCUGUAUCUGUGCAUAUGGUUGGCUUCUUGUAUAUUCUCUAUAUCUUGAACUAUGUGAUCUAACAAGAUUAGAAGAUUUGGCUCAUUUGCGGAUUGGAACAUUGCAGUCUUUAAAUGCAUCAACGACCCACUCUAUUGCUGGUUCUCGACCUACAACGCCUCAUAGCGCAAUAUCGACCAUGCCCGUUAAUUGAAUAACAAUAUAUACAUAACGUACA
Molecule: messenger RNA, 1147 nt
Organism: Monomorium pharaonis (pharaoh ant)
Lineage: Eukaryota; Metazoa; Arthropoda; Insecta; Hymenoptera; Formicidae
Gene: pasi2
Exons: 5
Coding region: 359-1123 (254 amino acids)
Source: RefSeq, a predicted model, not a curated record